This is a messenger RNA of Andrographis paniculata, 1461 nucleotides long. RefSeq names its product oxygen-dependent coproporphyrinogen-III oxidase, chloroplastic. Bases 62 to 1303 code for a protein of 413 amino acids. Gene Ontology annotation, molecular function: coproporphyrinogen oxidase activity. Gene Ontology annotation, cellular component: chloroplast stroma; cytoplasm. The transcript has 9 exons. NCBI's taxonomy places the organism in Eukaryota, Viridiplantae, Streptophyta, Magnoliopsida, Lamiales, Acanthaceae. The record is from RefSeq and is a predicted model, not a curated record.
AUCCUCCUUGUUUUAUCUUUCCUGAUAUUGCCUUUCACAUAGAAGAGACUCAACGAAGAAAAUGGAUUUGGCGUCAGCUCAGAUUCUCUCCUCUCCGCCGCUAAUCGAUAACCAUCUCCACACGCGCCACCACCUCCGCCGCCGUCUGCUCCCUCUAGCACUCUCAACACCUCCCGCCACCACGCUUCACAUCCCUAUUCGCCCCCAUUUUUCCAGAGCAUUACCCACCAGAGCAUCAAAAAGGCCAAUUCCACGACUCCUAGCAUCAGCAUCAUCCUCGUCGUCGCAAAUGAUAGAAAAGGAAACCCCCGAGGCGGAAAGGCCCCACACAUUCCUCCGAGAAGCAGACGAGAGUGUUACCGGUUCAGCCGAUUCUGUUAGGGCAAGGUUCGAGAAAAUGAUUAGGGAGGCGCAGGAUAGCGUCUGCUCUGCUAUCGAGGCCGUGGAUUGCGGUGCUAAGUUCAAAGAGGAUGUGUGGUCGCGCCCUGGCGGCGGCGGCGGAAUCAGCAGAGUUUUGCAGGAUGGAGCUGUUUGGGAGAAGGCCGGUGUGAAUGUUUCUGUUGUUUAUGGAGUUAUGCCGCCGGAGGCUUACAGAGCUGCUAAGCCCACGGACGAUGGCAAUGUCAAGCCAGGGCCUGUACCUUUCUUCGCUGCUGGAGUCAGCUCAGUUCUUCAUCCAAAAAAUCCUUUUGCUCCAACUCUGCAUUUUAAUUACCGUUACUUUGAAACUGAUGCUCCAAAAGAUGCUCCAGGAGCACCUAGACAAUGGUGGUUUGGUGGGGGCACAGAUUUGACUCCUGCCUACAUUUUUGAGGAGGAUGUCAGGCACUUCCAUUCGGCCCAAAAAACUGCUUGUGACAAGUUCGAUAGUGAAUUCUAUCCUCGAUUUAAGAAAUGGUGCGAUGAUUAUUUCUAUAUCAAGCAUCGUGGGGAGAGACGCGGUCUUGGGGGUAUAUUUUUCGAUGAUUUGAAUGCAUAUGAUCAAGAGAUGCUUCUUUCUUUUGCUACUGAGUGCGCAAAUGCUGUUAUUCCAGCAUAUAUACCAAUCAUAGAGAGGAGGAAGGACACGCCAUUUACAGACAAGCACAAGGCAUGGCAGCAGCUGCGGCGAGGACGCUACGUAGAGUUCAACUUGGUUUAUGAUCGGGGAACUACAUUUGGUCUCAAGACCGGUGGUAGGAUUGAGAGUAUUCUUGUCUCACUUCCAUUAACUGCUCGAUGGGAAUAUGAUCAUCAACCAGAAGAAGGUAGCGAGGAGUGGAAACUUUUGGAUGCAUGUAUCAACCCCAAGGAGUGGAUCUGAGUUUUCAUGUUGAUGCCCUGUUUUGUUGGCCCUUUUUUAGUGUUCUUUUUUUUUUGUAAUUUCAUAAGUUCCAGAGUAUUUUGUGCUGAGGCACCAAUGUUGAACUCAUUGUCAUUUUGGCUCUUUGGUAAUUGUUCAAUGCAAGUUAUUACGCUACA